AUGGCUUCGGCAAUCAAACCAUACCUUCAUGGUGCCAAACUUUGGGGAUAUGUUGAUGGCACCAGUCCUGAACCAUCUCUCACCACCAUGACCACUGCCACUGACACUGAACCAGCACAAUCCAUUCCUAAUCCUGCACAUGAUACGUGGUUCACCGUCGACCAACAAAUCAAGUCUGUAGCUAGUGCAACCUAUCUCAAAAUGCAACUUCUAGAUCUCAACAAAGGCACUCAAUCUGUUGACGAAUACCUCCAUCAUGCCAAAUCAAUUGCUGAUCCUUUGGUCUCCAUUAACAAGCCUGUUUUUGACGAGGACUUGGUCAUCGCCACUCUUCAUGGUCUUGGCCCCGAUUACAUCAUGCUUCGUACUGCCCUCACUCAAAAUCCUCCACUCCCUGAUUUCACUGAACUUCGGGCUCGAAUUCUCUCUUUUGAUGCACAACAAUCUCGUCCUGCUGCUUCCCCUACGGCUACUGCUCUCUUCAAUCACAGUCAAGCCUCUCCUAUAUAG
Molecule: messenger RNA, 510 nt
Organism: Prunus armeniaca (apricot)
Lineage: Eukaryota; Viridiplantae; Streptophyta; Magnoliopsida; Rosales; Rosaceae
Source: the annotation of a GenBank genome assembly